This is a messenger RNA of Rhodamnia argentea, 2244 nucleotides long. Its product is annotated as RNA-binding protein 39. The record is from RefSeq and is a predicted model, not a curated record. Gene Ontology annotation, biological process: mRNA processing. The transcript has 13 exons. Gene Ontology annotation, molecular function: RNA binding. Bases 195 to 2009 code for a protein of 604 amino acids. Gene Ontology annotation, cellular component: nucleus. Lineage: Eukaryota; Viridiplantae; Streptophyta; Magnoliopsida; Myrtales; Myrtaceae.
AAUCUGCGUCAAAUCGAGGCCGGACCCAAAGAGAUCGAACCGAAACCACCUCGCGAUUUCUCGGGGGGAAAACCCCUAGAAACCGAGAACCACCCCUCUUUGCCGAGCCUUGCCUUGUCGCCGCCACCAUCGUCGCGGCGGACCUAGGGUUUCAAUCUCUGCGGAGGACCUCGCUCGGGCUCGGUCUUGAUUCGAUGGACUUCGACGAGUACGAGUAUCUGGAGAAGACGGUGGAGAGCCAAGACGGCCGCGACAACUCGUCCAAGCCGAAGAGGAGCAAGGAGGGAGCUUCGGAGAAGAGCGAGAAGAGCUACAGGAAGCGCGACGUGGACGAGGACGUGGACGGCGAGGAGCGGAGGAGCAAGAAGUCGAGGAAUGGGGAAGAGGAGAACGGCUCCAGGAGAGUCCGAGACCGCGAACGCGACCGCGACGAGAAAGACAGGGUUUCCCGCAGGGACAAGGACCGGCAUAGGAGUGGCAGGGAGGGUGACAGGGACAGGGAUGGGGAGAGAGAAAAGGAUCGCGAGCGAGAACGGAGUAGUAGAGAGAAGGAGAAGGAGAAAGAUAGAGAUAGAGAUAGGGAGAGGGAUAAGGAGAAGGAGAGAGAGAAGGAGAAGGAGAGGGAGAGGAGGGAGAAGGAGAGGGAGAGGAGGGAGAGGGAUAAGGAGAAGGAGAGAGAGGAGAAGGAGAAGGAGAAGGAGAAGGAGAAGGAGAGAGAGAGGGCGAGGAGAAGCAGUUCGCGGAGGAGUCAGAGCCCCAGCCGGUCGCAGAGGAGCAGCAGCCGCUCGCGGAAGCAUGAUGGUGAUUUCGAUAGGGAAAGAGAGAUCGAGUUUCGCGAUAGCAGGAGAUUUAAGGACAAGAAAGAGGCGGUGGAACCUGAAGCUGAUCCAGAAAGGGACCAGAGAACUGUUUUUGCUUACCAGAUGCCUCUAAAAGCAAACGAGAGAGACGUGUAUGAAUUUUUCUCAAAAGCUGGCAAGGUAAGGGACGUCAGGUUGAUAAUGGACAGGAAUUCAAGGCGUUCAAAAGGUGUUGGGUAUAUUGAAUUUUAUGAUGCAAUGUCAGUCCCAAUGGCAAUAGCGCUCUCUGGACAACUACUUCUUGGGCAACCUGUGAUGGUUAAACCUUCGGAGGCUGAGAAGAAUCUUGUUCAGUCUACCGCCACUGGUGCUGCAGGUACUGCCGGAGCAUAUGGAGCCACAGACAGGAAACUCUACGUGGGGAAUUUACAUUUUAAUAUGACAGAAAGUCAUCUGAAAAGUAUUUUUGAGGCUUUUGGUCCUGUUGAGCUGGUGCAACUGCCCCUUGAUCCAGAGACUGGACACUGCAAAGGCUUUGGGUUUGUUCAAUUUGCUCAGCUUGAACAUGCUAAGGCUGCUCAAAGCGUAAAUGGGAAGUUAGAAAUUGCUGGCCGUUUUCUCAAGAUUUCUUCUGUAACCGAUCAUGUUGGAGCACAAGAUACUACAGCAAAAUCUGCAGAUUUGGAUGAUGAUGAGGGUGGAUUGGCUUUGAAUGCUCAGUCGCGAGCAUUACUAAUGCAGAAGCUGGAUCGAACUGGAAUUGCCACCAGUAUUGCGGGUUCACUUGGAGUCCCUGCACUAAAUGGAGCUCCAAAUCAACAAGCCGGCAGCCUGCCUUUGAACAAGCAAGCUGCUGUUCCUAUGCCUAUGCUUCCUGCACAAGUUAUUUCUGCAGCCACUGAAGCUGUUGGAAGCCCGACUGAGUGCUUGCUGCUGAAGAACUUGUUUGAUCCAGCCACUGAGACUGAACCUGAUUUUGAUUUGGACAUAAAGGAGGACGUGGAAGAAGAAUGUUCUAAAUUUGGCCGGGUGAAGCAUAUCUACGUGGAAAAAAAUAGUGCUGGUUGGGUGUAUUUAAGGUUUGAAAAUGUACCAGCUGCAAUGAAUGCUCAGCGUGCAAUGCAUCUGAGAUGGUUCGCAGGGAGGUCAAUAUCGGCAAUAUUUAUGCCACCCCAUGAGUAUGAAGCAAAGUUCAAGGGUGUAGCCUGAUCUGGAUUGGAUGAAGGAUUUUUUUUAGGAACAGUUUUGCUUUGUGUUUGACGGUCUCGUGUUUUGAAAAUUUAUGUGCUUGGAGGGAUCUGUAACUUUUAUCUGUCUCUUGGCUCUAGGAUGGUAAGUUCGGAUAUGUACCGAUUGUCUCGUUGUGUAUUGUCAACAUGGAAAAUAAUUUGAUGAGGCGGCGAGCAGAUGUAAUUCUUGUUCUUAUCGUUGCCUUCCGUGGUUA